AUGUCAGGAUAUGAGAGGCUGAGAAUAGAAACAAUUAGAAAAAAUAUGACAAGAAUGGAAGAAUUAGGUUUGAAGGAACAGGCUAAGUCAUUGAUGGCGCAAGUUCAAAAUAAUAGAGGCAAUCAAAGUAAAAACAAAAAGAAAAAGGUUUCGGGAGACGAUGAGCUCUAUAGGGCUAACCAAGAUAUGGAGCAUGAGCUUGAUUCCAUCGAUGAAGAGUUACCCAUUCCACAGUCUAAAAGUAAAGGCAAGUCCAAUGCUAUUCAAUGGAAGAUUCGUAAAAUGAAGGCUCUGACUCGAAAAGCAGUGAUGGCAAAACGUCGGCGAAAUGUUGAUUUGGCUUCUUCACAUGGUGGCUCAUCUACCCCUAAUCAUACAUUACAUCAGCAUUAUUCAACCACAAGAGAACUAGUUGAAAUGCUCGGAUUAGAAGUUGAACACUUAAAUCAUGACAAGAAUGAUAAAGAAAAUGCUGAAAAGGAUAAGCCUAGAAGAGGACCCACUAUGUGCUACAAAGUCCAUGGACGCACCGUAGAACGCUUGGAAAUUACCUUGAAUGAGCAUGGACAACCUGUUGGUCCGGAUGACAGUACAUGCAAUGAGUUCAUUAGCUUCUUAGGAACAAUAGCUCGAAAAGCAAAUAUCCUACCACUGACUGUCAAGAAUUGGCCCAUACUAAGAAACGAGAAGAAAGAAGAACUUUGGGAUUAUGUCUUGAAACAUUUUAUUGUCCCAAUUGAGGGAAAAAAAUGGGUUUUGCAAACCAUUGGUGCUGCUUGGAGAAGGUACAAAUGUUAUUUAAAAAGAGUACACUUUCAUAAAUAUGACAAUGAUAAAACAAGGAUGAUCAAACGACCAAAACUAGUCCCAAAAAAUAUGUUCCAAGACUUGUUAAAGAUUUGGAAUGAUGUCAAAUAUGAGGAACGAUGUAUGCAAAAUAAAGCAAAUCGGUUAGUUGGAAAGGAAAAGAACAUUAUGCAUACUUCAGGACCAAAGAGUUUUGCUAGGGUUCGAUUUAAGUGGGUGAGUUUGUUUGUUUGCUUGUUUACAUUUCUCAUCACUUUUAUUAUUGGUUUUAUUUCUGCAUUAAAAUGA
Chenopodium quinoa (quinoa) is the source of this 1095-nucleotide messenger RNA. RefSeq lists its product as uncharacterized. Bases 1 to 1095 code for a protein of 364 amino acids. The record is from RefSeq and is a predicted model, not a curated record. Lineage: Eukaryota; Viridiplantae; Streptophyta; Magnoliopsida; Caryophyllales; Amaranthaceae. The transcript has 5 exons.